Messenger RNA from Mucor mucedo, 884 nucleotides. RefSeq names its product ribose-5-phosphate isomerase. Bases 12 to 725 code for a protein of 237 amino acids. Gene Ontology annotation, biological process: D-ribose metabolic process; pentose-phosphate shunt, non-oxidative branch. The transcript is spliced from 2 exons. Gene Ontology annotation, molecular function: ribose-5-phosphate isomerase activity. Gene Ontology annotation, cellular component: intracellular membrane-bounded organelle. The record is from RefSeq and is a predicted model, not a curated record. NCBI's taxonomy places the organism in Eukaryota, Fungi, Mucoromycota, Mucoromycetes, Mucorales, Mucoraceae.
AUUUACAUACAAUGUCCAACCCUAUUGAAGAAGGAAAGAAGUUAGCAGCUUAUCGUGCUGUGGAUGAAUACAUCACAGCCGACCAUAAGGUGAUUGGUAUCGGAUCUGGAUCUACUGUGGUGUAUGUUGUCGAACGUAUUUUGCAAAGACCGGAAUUAAAGCACAUUGUUUAUAUCCCCACUUCUUUCCAAAGCAAGUUAUUGAUUAUUGACGGUGGUCUUACUUUAGGCAGCAUUGAACAGUAUCCCGAGAUCGAUGUGACAAUUGAUGGAGCUGAUGAAGUGGAUUCCGAUUUAAAUGUCAUUAAGGGAGGAGGAGCAUGUCAAUUCCAAGAAAAGGUGGUUGCCGAAGCAGCCAAGAAAUUUGUGAUUGUGGCCGAUUUUAGAAAGAAGUCCAAGUUGUUGGGUACAGAAUGGACUAAGGGUGUGCCCAUUGAAGUAGUCCCCAUGACCUAUCAAAGUGUAAUGAAAUCCAUCGAUACCAAAUUAAGUCUGAAACCCCUCAGCUCCAAGCUUCGUAUGGCAGUCAAUAAGGCAGGCCCCGUUGUCACGGACAAUGGCAACUUUGUCAUCGAUACGCAUUUUGGUCCCAUCGAAAACCCUCUCGCCUUAUUAAGAGAAAUCAAGUUGUUGACAGGUGUUUAUGAAGUUGGCUUGUUUUGUCAAAUGGUUGAAAAGGCUUACUUUGGUGAGGAAAAUGGAACAGUGGAUAUCUGGACCAAAUAAAAAAAAAAAAGUCGCGUUAUGUAUUAGAACUCCGACAAAGUUUUUUUUUUUUUUUUUUUUUUUUAAAUGGGUGCAGGCCAAAAAAAGGUUUUUGAAAAAAAAGAAAAAUGUAUACAUGUUAAGGGAGAUAUUACAUGUAGAUCAAGUGUUACUUUACUG